AGCAGAUGCGUGAAUGGGUGAUGGAAUUGAUGAGUUGUGGCGGCAGGUUAAAAAGUUUGUCAUAAUUUUUGGAAAAUCUUCCUUCCUGGCACUUCCUGAAGCAUGGACGAUUCCUACUACGAGUUCAAGCGCAACGACAAAUCCCUGGGUUUGCUCACCAAGCGUUUUGUGGAGUUACUGCGACAGAGUUCAAAUGGAUUUCUCGAUUUACGAUAUGCUGCGGAUGAGCUCCAUGUGCGGCAGAAGAGGCGAAUCUACGACAUCACGAAUGUCCUGGAGGGUGUGGGGUUGAUUGAGAAGAAGAGCAAAAAUAGCAUUCAGUGGAGGGGAUCCGUCUUGCCGACUACAACAAGUCAACGGGCAACGCAGCUGCAGAGUGUUGCGAAUCAGCUGAAGGAGGAGGAAGAAGAGCUGACGCAGCAUUGCGUGUACAUGAGGCAGAAUCUGAGAAAUUCCAUUGAGGAUAUUGUCAAUCAGUCAUAUGCGUACAUUACGCGGGAUGAUCUCCUUGAUUGCUACAGCGAUGAUGCUGUUUUAGUGCUGAGAUGUCCUGAAAAGAUGCAAAUAGCCGUGCCAUCGGUUAAAACUGAGAAUGUUCAGGAUAGACCUUCACUGAAGGUUUCAUCACAAAUGCGUGAGAUUGAUGUACGUUUGCUGACCACAGAGGGACGAUCUCUCGUCCAGAAGAGUACCCUCAAACCUGCCAAUGCUUCCGCCAAAGCUAUCAAACAGGAGCCAGAAGACAGUUCGUUUGAAUCCGCAAGGAAGCGCAUAAAAAAAGAAUCAAGUGAGGACAGUAAACCCCCGUCUCCGGUUCCACAGAAGCGUCGUCCUGGACGUCCGAGGAAGGUGAAAAAGCCCCAAGAAACGCCCGAGAGCGAUGAUUCUGACGUGGAGGAGCGCCAAAAGACAGCAGAGAUUCUCCUGAAGCACACAAAUGAUGAAGUUAAUCGCUUCAAAGUACACAAUUUUGAGAAAUACAGCUCUCAUCAACCAUUUAUUAAACUUGAACGUCCAGCACAUAUGGAAUUUUCGUGUUCUCUCACCAAUAAUGAGGGCAUUGCGGAGAUCUUCGGGAUUGAGGGGCCGUAAUGUUGUAAAUUGGGCGAUGUGAAAAAAGGGUACAAACAAGAAAUUUGUAGAUAUAAAUAAAAAGCUCUGAAUUAUUUUA
Lutzomyia longipalpis is the source of this 1171-nucleotide messenger RNA. RefSeq names its product transcription factor E2F5 (gene E2f2). The record is from RefSeq and is a predicted model, not a curated record. The transcript is spliced from 5 exons. Bases 103 to 1092 code for a protein of 329 amino acids. Gene Ontology annotation, molecular function: RNA polymerase II cis-regulatory region sequence-specific DNA binding; protein dimerization activity; DNA-binding transcription factor activity, RNA polymerase II-specific. Gene Ontology annotation, cellular component: RNA polymerase II transcription regulator complex. Gene Ontology annotation, biological process: regulation of transcription by RNA polymerase II. Lineage: Eukaryota; Metazoa; Arthropoda; Insecta; Diptera; Psychodidae.